Messenger RNA from Etheostoma spectabile (orangethroat darter), 5505 nucleotides. RefSeq names its product up-regulator of cell proliferation-like. Gene Ontology annotation, molecular function: GTP binding. The record is from RefSeq and is a predicted model, not a curated record. Lineage: Eukaryota; Metazoa; Chordata; Actinopteri; Perciformes; Percidae. The transcript is spliced from 3 exons. The coding region runs from base 1 to 4941 and encodes 1646 amino acids.
AUGGACGUGGUUCUUUCCAAAGGCGCUUCUACUGUCCUUUUUGGGGCCUCUCAGUUUGAGAGGUUUACCCUCGACUUUCCAACGGGGUCACGAGUGAGAAGAGGAGCUUCUCCGGAGCUGUCACGUUGGAAUUGGCCAAAUAAGGCAAAGACAACUGUGUACACACACACACACACACACACACACACACACACACACACACACACACACACACACAAGAAGGGGCUGUCUGUUGUACUUCUUCUCAAAGUGAACUUCUCUUUCUCUUUGACAGUCCUAUCCUACUUUCUCUCCAAAGUUGGACUGAAGGGAUUUUAUCCUAACAAACUCACUCUUCGGUCUCUCUUGGAGAUCAACAAAAACAGCAUAAAUGAAGAAGCUGUCUCAUCUGUGGAGGACAUACCAUGGGGUUUUCUCAGGAAACUAUUUAAACUCAAUUCUGAAUGCAGGAGCUGUACACAAAUUUCAGAACACAACGAACCAGAGCCACCCCCUAACGAUGAUGAUAAUGAUGAUGAUCUUUACACUGCAGAGGAUAAUAAGGUCAACCCUCUCGACCUCAUAGUAGCACUCUUCCUUUGUGCUGACAGUUUCUUGCAACAGGAACUGGCCCUCAAGAUGUCCAUGUGCCAGUUUUCUGUCCCACUGCUGUUGCCCCAUGCCAAUAACAGUCAGAGUACCCUGAUGCUUUGGGCUCUGAGAGACAUCGUUAAAGAGUGGCGUCCACAUGAUUUGUCUGAAUCAAAAGGGUUUGUAGAAGACAACAUUAUCCAAGCAGAGAUUCCAUUUUACUCCUUUGUGCGACUGAAAAACUGCAGUUUAUCCAAGUCCCAGUGGUUGAAUCAUGUUCUCAGCUUUGGUCAGUCCAACAACAAUACGUUCAUACACAGAGAUAUGGAAGGUGGAGAAGUAAAAAGAAACAUUGCCAAUGGUUUAGUAGAGGUUUGCUGGUACCUUCCCAGUGGUACUGAAAAUCUUAACAUAUUUCCAGAGCCAGUUGCAUUCGCUAAUUUGCGAGGAGACGUUUGUGAGUCACUCGCACAGUUCGCUUUUCUUUGUCAUGUGUCCACUGCUGUCUUUGUGUUCCUGGACAAAGUUGAAGAAGAGGAGCACAAGAUUCUGACUUCUCUUGAAGAUGUGAAAUCCAAACUGUUCUUUGUUUUUAACCGCAAGGAGGUGAAUAGUACAGAAGAUAUGUCUGUCAAGAAAACACUACAAGAAUUAGACCUACCAAAGACCAGUGUGAAAAUCAAGGAUCCAAGGAUAAAUGUAGCAGAGUUUUCAAAAAGACUUUGUGCAGCCAUCAAGACAUCCCUCAAAGAUGUAAAAACCACAAAAAGCAUUGCAAAUAUGCUUGACAAAGCUGUUGAACUUGGUCUAUCUGUGGAUGAACGCACAAGUGACGACCAAAGGAAGGCAGCUGAGGACAUUGUGAAAGGAAUCGGAGAGCGACCUAUACCAGACUACAAGAAAGAACAACUUCCUUUGCAAGGAGAUAACUGGAAAAGGUUAUCAAAGUUAGAGAAGGAGGAAUGUAGGAUGAAAGACACUGGUGACUCAGGCCUCGAAGAGUAUAAAUCUCAGCUACAGGCAGAAAAACUAAAAAUCAGAGAGGGCCAAAGCAAACAAACAUUGUCAAAAGGAAUUAAGAGUUUUAUUGAAAUCUUAUCCACAAGUGACAAAGAAAAAAGAGAUUAUUUCCUUAAGUGGAUGAAGUUGAAGUUAAAUUCACAUUCUCGGGACAAACUGACUGAUCUGCGUAACAAAUUUAAAGAGCAAUGCACGAAGAAAGAUGCAAAACUCACAGCAGGGUUGGAUCAGGCUUUGCUGGAUAGCUCUUUAGGAUUAGAGCAUUACAUGAGAGAGAUGGGGCUGAUCUAUGAGUUUUCGUUUCAAUCACCAAACACUGCUGAUGAAACAUCUCGUCUCCCUGGUUUGGCAGCUGAAAUGCUGUUGGAUGGAUAUCCUUUAGAGCUCUUAGACGGAGAUGCGUCUAACAUCCCAGAGAGAUGGGUGACAGAUGUGCUAAUGGAGCUUCACAAGAAGGUCGGAGAGAAGAGCAGACUGUUGGUACUGACGGUGUUGGGUGUUCAAAGUAGUGGGAAGUCAACACUCCUCAACACCAUGUUUGGUGUGCAGUUUCCUGUCAGCAGUGGCAGAUGCACAAGAGGAGCUUAUAUGCUCUUCCUCAGAGUAAGUGAGGAUUUACAAAAGGACUUGAACUGUGACUUUAUACUUCUCAUUGACACAGAAGGUCUUAAGUCUUCUGAUUUGGCACAACUAGAGGACAGUUAUGAACAUGACAACCAGCUGGCAACCUUUGUGAUUGGCUUAAGUGAUGUCACCAUUAUCAACAUCGCAAUGGAGAACUCAACAGAAAUGAAAGAUGUUCUGCAAAUUGCCACUCAUGCUUUCUUGAGAAUGAAGGAGAUUGGUAAAAAGCCAGUUUGUCAUUUUGUGCACCAGAAUGUUGGUGGAGUCUCAGCUCAUACCAAGAAUCUGACAGAAAGAAAACAAUUAUUGGACCAGCUCGAUGAAAUGACUCAAAUUGCAGCGGAAAUGGAAAAGCAGCCCGGUAUAAAAGCUUUCACAGAUGUGCUGGACUAUGACAUGGAAAAAAACAACUGGAACAUCCCAGGACUCUGGCAUGGGACCCCACCGAUGGCACCAGUAAACACAGGUUACAGUGAAGCUGUAGCAGAUUUAAAGAAAAAUCUUUUGGAGACAGGGAAAGGUGAAAAAAGCAAUGAAUUCUCACAGAUUCCUGAUUUUCUAGAGUGGAUGAGAAACCUCUGGAAAGCAGUAAAAUAUGAGAACUUCAUCUUCAGUUUCAGGAACACUCUUGUGGCUCAUGCAUAUGACAACCUUGACAAAGAGUUCGGUGAAUGGGAAUGGGAGUUCAGGAAAGAGAUUCUCUCCUGGCAGACAGCAGCAGAGUUGGAAAUCAAAAAUGCUGACAAUGAAUCUCAGGUGGAAAUAUGGAACAAAUUGGUUGAAUCAAAAAAAUCUGAGUUGUUGAAGAAAAUAGAAGCCCGGCAAAACAUAAUGAAGGAAAAACUCACAAACUACUACAAAAGAAAAGACACACGUGUACAUUUGAUAGAGAAAUACAAAUUUGACUUUCUCAUCAGGAUCAAAAGUCUUGCAAUUGAAGUUGAACAUUCUGUGUGUAAUUCCUUGGAUAAUGCCCUUAAACUGAAAAUCGGUUUAAAAGAAGCUCAGGACAUACAGCGGAAAUCCAGAGGCGUGAUUGAAGAGCGGGUCAUGAAACUCCUGAGUCACUGCAAAAACACCACACCGCCUGAUGAACAGCUGGCACAUGAGUUUGAAAAUAUGUGGGCUAGAGCUACUGAAAAUAUACCUCACCUGAAAGAACGAGACAUAUCUGCAUGCAUUCUCAAACAAAUGAGAAAACAUUUCUCAAAUCAGAAUGUAAAUGAAAAAUUGCUAAAUGUUGAAGACCUAAAGAAAAUUGGGCUGGGUAAAUUUAAGACCACAAGAGACCAUAUUGACUACUAUUUGAAGCAGCUGAAAUAUCUGUGGGGAACUGGAGAUUUACAGAGUUUUGCAGACAGUAUCAUUGAGAUUUCCAUCCAGUUUGUUCUUGAUAAAACAAAGACAAACGGAGAUUACCAUGACUCUUUCACAAAAGAGCUUUUGGAGAAAAUAGAUGAAAAGAUUGAACAGAACUACAAACGCUACAAAACAAAUAAACAGUUUGAGAUUGACCUGAAACUUCAUAUUUGUGGCAUUGCCUCCAGGGAAUUCCAAAAAAUGCACCAAAAAUUCAUGUCGGACAAUAAUCCAAGACGUCAGCUGGAGAAGUACAAGAAUCAGUACUUGUUAGAUUUUAUCGAUUUAUACAAACAGAGAGAUGAUUGCCAACGCAAAGCAAAUGAUUUUGUCAGACUUUGUGUCAAACCUGCUGUUGAAGAGAACAUCAGUGGAUCUCUGGGAAUAGACAUUGUAGAUCAGAUUUUGACAAGUUCCCAUUCAGCAGAGUACAGUUCACGCUCCUUUUUCCAGUACAACAUUCAGAAAGAGCUGCUGCAAAAGGGAAAGUUUGAGAGUUUUGUCAAGUACAUUUGUAUGUAUGAGAUUUAUGUUAAAGAUUGGAUAUUUCAGCAAAUUCUGCGAAAUAUGUCAGAAGACAAAACUUUGUGCAAACUGAAAAGUAAGAACCUGCAGGUCAUAGUUAACAAAAUAACAGAAGCAACAGAACAAGCCUCAAAAGGAGAUGACGGUGUUUUGCUGCCAGACAACCAGGAAAGCAUCACAAAGCUCAUCAACAACAUGCGCAAACAUCUGAUCAGAGACAUCUCAAUGUCAGAGGAGGCUGUAAAAACCACCUUGUUUCAAAUCCAAAGCACAUGUCGUCCAUUUACAAAGAGCCUCAUUAAAGCAUUGGGUGAAUUGAAGAAACAGCUGCAGGAGGAAUUCUUAAACUCUGAAGACAUCACCAAGACUCUGAACAAACUUCCAAUCAAACCACAAGAUGAGCUUUUCAAGCGGGUGUUUGGUUGUGGACAACAAUGUCCAUUUUGUAAAGUUCCUUGUGAGGCUGGAGGCAAAGACCACAAGAAACAUCAUGCAGCUGUUCAUCGGCCACAGGGUCUUGGUAGAUACAGGAUGGUGGGCACUAAGAAGCUGAGUGAAACACUGUGUACAACAGAUGUGCACAGUGAACGUAAAUUCAGAAACGCAGUAACUAAAUGGGAGUACCAUCCCUAUAAGGACUACAUGGACUACUAUCCAGACUGGGACAUUCCUCCUGAUAGAACCAUCGAGGCAUCGGACUACUGGAAGUACGUCCUGGUUCAAUACAAUGAAAGAUUUGCUGAAGAAUACAAAGCCAAACCAGCUGAUGUUCCCGAGGCCUGGAGGAGCAUCACAAAGGAACAAGCACUGAAGGGAUUAAAAGAUGCUUUCAACAUUAAGUGAACAAUGUACAAUCCUGAAAAAUAUCUGUUAAACAAAACAACAUUUAAACAUUGAAGAAUUUAUUAAAUGUCCAGAGAAAUCCCAAAGGAGAACUGAAGUAGAGCAUUAAGAAGAGCAAUCAGUCAAAUAAAAGAUGAGACUAUUACCUUUGCUUUAAAGAUUUGAUCUAAUUCAGUAUAAUUAAAACACCUCAAAUACUUUAGAAACUGUUACCUUAAAUAAUUUAAGUAUGAUGGACGAUAAGAUUUUGUUUCUUUUUAGUAAACGUUUUUUUGUGAUAAACGUCACAAACACUAAACCAGCUCUGGCAGUGAAUACUGUGGCGAGCUGAAGUCUGGUGAAGGAAAAAUGAGUUGAACACGUGCAAAAGCUGAAACAAUAACUGGAAAUAAAUAUAAGACUUUUAAAUGUUUUCUAUGCUUUAUACUUUUUGAAUAUUACAGAUGUGUUUUUGUUUAUUAAUCUUCUACAAGCCCUCAUGCACAAUGACUGGUACACAACAAUGAUGUUGACAAUGAUAAAGAAAAUUACAAUGUACUACUAAAACAAUUAGAAAAGAUAAUU